GCCGGGACCCCCUGCCCGGAAAGCCGAGGGGGAGGAGCGGCUCGGCCGUGCGCGAGGGCGGCCAAGUUUGGCUCCGGCGCGCGCGGCUUCGUGUCCUGCGUCUGGCGAGGCGGAGGGGGACCGUCCCCUCCCGAGUUGGGCUCGGACCCCGGCGCUCAGAGCCGCUUCAGACCUCUGGGGGGCACUUUUGGUCGCCGCUCCUCUGCCGGAUCCCGUGGUCCGGGGCGCACCGGAGCCGGGCAGUGAGCCGCGCCAUGCUGGAGGACGACAUCAGCCUCGAGGCACUGACCCCCAAGGAAGCCCCCGCAGCUGAGGCCGCCGGGGCCGUGGAUGGGGAGGGCGCGCCGCCCGGCGGUCCCGGCGCACAGGCGGCCGCGAUGAGGGUCAACGAGAAGUACUCGACGCUCCCGGCCGAGGACCGCAGCGUCCACAUCAUCAACAUCUGCGCCAUCGAGGAUAUCGGCUACCUGCCGUCCGAGGGCACGCUGCUGAACUCCUUGUCUGUGGACCCGGACGCCGAGUGCAAGUACGGCCUGUACUUCCGCGACGGCAAGCGCAAGGUGGACUAUGUCCUGGUGUACCACCACAAGAGGGCCUCGGGCGGCAGGACGCUGGCCAGGAGGGCCCAGCAGGGCGACGCGGGCCCAGCCGCCCGCAGCGCCCGGCACGACCAGCCCCUGCCUGGGAAGGCGGGCCCCCUGGGCCCGGGCGAGUCCGAGCCGCCGCUGGACUACCACGAAGAUGACAAGCGCUUCCGCCGUGAGGAGUACGAGGGCAACCUGGUGGAGGCCGGCCUGGAGCUGGAGCGGGACGAGGACACAAAAAUUCACGGGGUUGGAUUUGUAAAAAUCCAUGCACCCUGGAAUGUGCUGUGCCGAGAAGCCGAGUUUUUGAAGCUGAAGAUGCCGACAAAGAAGCUGUAUCACAUCAGCGAGACUCGUGGCCUCCUCAAGAAGAUCAACUCUGUGCUCCAGAAGAUCACAGACCCCAUCCAGCCUAAGGUGGCGGAGCACAGACCCCAGACCACCAAGAGGCUCUCCUACCCCUUCUCCCGGGAGAAGCAGCACCUAUUUGAUCUGUCUGACAAGGAUUCCUUUUUCGACAGCAAAACUCGGAGCACGAUAGUCUACGAAAUCCUGAAGAGAACGACGUGUACGAAGGCCAAGUACAGCAUGGGCAUCACGAGCCUGCUGGCCAAUGGUGUCUACUCGGCGGCCUACCCCUUGCAUGAUGGAGACUACGAAGGGGACAACGUGGAGUUCAAUGACAGGAAGCUCCUGUACGAAGAGUGGGCGUGUUACGGGGUCUUCUACAAGUACCAGCCCAUCGACCUCGUCAGGCAAUAUUUUGGGGAGAAGAUUGGCCUGUACUUCGCCUGGCUGGGCGUCUACACCCAGAUGCUCAUCCCGGCCUCUGUGGUCGGCAUCAUCGUUUUCCUCUACGGAUGGGCUACUGUCGAUGACAACAUCCCCAGCAUGGAGAUGUGCGACCAGAGACACAACAUCACCAUGUGCCCGCUCUGCGACAGGACCUGCAGCUACUGGAAGAUGAGCUCCGCGUGCGCCACCGCCCGCGCCAGCCACCUCUUCGACAACCCCGCCACCGUCUUCUUCUCCAUCUUCAUGGCCCUCUGGGCCGCCACCUUCAUGGAGCACUGGAAGCGGAAACAGAUGCGGCUCAAUUACCGCUGGGACCUCACAGGCUUCGAGGAGGAGGAGGAGGCUGUCAAGGACCAUCCCAGAGCCGAAUAUGAAGCUCGAGUUCUGGAGAAGUCUCUUAGGAAAGAAUCCAAAAACAAAGAGAAGCGCCGGCACCUUCCGGAGGAGCCCACAAACAAGUGGAGGCAGAGGGUUAAGACCGCCAUGGCGGGGGUGAAAUUGACGGACAAGGUGAAGCUGACCUGGAGAGACCGGUUCCCCGCCUACUUCACCAAUUUGGUCUCUAUCAUCUUCAUGAUCGCUGUGACGUUCGCCAUCGUCCUCGGCGUCAUCAUCUACAGAAUCUCCACGGCCGCUGCCUUGGCCAUGAACUCCUCCCCGUCUGUGCGGUCCAACAUCCGGGUCACGGUCACGGCCACCGCAGUCAUCAUCAACCUGGUGGUCAUCAUCCUCCUGGACGAGGUGUACGGCUGCAUAGCCAGAUGGCUCACCAAGAUAGAGGUUCCAAAGACGGAGAAGAGCUUUGAGGAGAGGCUGAUCUUCAAGGCUUUCCUGCUCAAGUUCGUCAACUCCUACACCCCCAUCUUCUACGUGGCUUUCUUCAAAGGCCGGUUUGUUGGACGCCCGGGUGACUACGUGUACAUUUUCCGAUCUUUCCGGAUGGAGGAGUGUGCCCCGGGGGGCUGCCUGAUGGAACUCUGCAUCCAGCUGAGCAUCAUCAUGCUGGGGAAGCAGCUGAUCCAGAACAACCUGUUUGAGAUCGGCAUCCCGAAAAUGAAGAAGUUCAUCCGCUAUCUGAGGCUGAAGCACCAGAGCCCCUCGGACCACGACGAGCACGCGAAGAAGAAGCAGCGGUACGAGGUGGACUACACGCUGGAGCCCUUCGCGGGCCUUACCCCGGAGUACAUGGAGAUGAUCAUCCAGUUCGGCUUCGUCACGCUGUUUGUCGCGUCCUUCCCGCUGGCCCCGCUCUUCGCGCUCCUGAACAACAUCAUUGAGAUCCGCCUGGACGCCAAAAAGUUCGUCACUGAGCUCCGAAGGCCGGUGGCCGUCAGAGCCAAGGACAUCGGAAUCUGGUACAAUAUCCUCAGAGGCGUCGGGAAGCUUGCCGUCAUCAUCAACGCGUUUGUGAUCUCCUUCACGUCCGACUUCAUCCCUCGCCUGGUGUACCUCUACAUGUACAGUGAGAACGGGACCAUGCAUGGCUUCGUCAACCACACCCUCUCUUCCUUCAACGUCAGCGACUUCCAGAACGGCACAGCCCCCAACGACCCCCUGGGCCUGGGCUAUGAAGUGCAGAUCUGCAGGUACAAAGACUACCGGGAGCCACCAUGGUCAGAACACAAGUACGACAUCUCCAAGGACUUCUGGGCCGUCCUGGCCGCCCGGUUGGCCUUCGUCAUCGUCUUCCAGAACCUGGUCAUGUUCAUGAGCGACUUUGUGGACUGGGUCAUCCCCGACAUCCCCAAGGACAUCAGCCAGCAGAUUCACAAAGAGAAGGUGCUCAUGGUGGAGCUGUUCAUGCGCGAGGAGCAGGGCAAGCAGCAGCUGCUGGACACGUGGAUGGAGAAGGACCGGAAGAAGGCGGAGCCCUGCAACAACCACAGCCCCGCCCCCGCCGCCCCACCCCCGCCCCCGCCCCCGGAUGGCCCCGACUUCCCCGGAGGCUCCCUGUAGCCGCUGGGCAGCCCCAGCCCCGCGCACACUCUCCCUCCUGGGCAGGGGGCUUCUCACACCCACCUGGCCCCGGGGCUCCUGGGUUUGUGGCAAACCUGGAAAACCGCCUUCUAGUAGGACAGCGUUUCUCCAUCUUUUUCUACUUCGUUUUGUUUUGUUUUCUCUUGUUUUUGCACAAAACCAUUAUGCAGGGAUCCUGUUAUGCUUAGUGUUCAGCGAUGAUCAGAACGAUUGCUGGGGACAGGGUGGCGCAGCAGAUGCAGGUGCUUGUGAUGUUUGGAGCCUGGGGUCUCCUUGGCAGUUGGGAGGUGAGCCCCCAGAAGUCAUCUUCUUUAAACCCUCCUGAUGCUUUCAGAAAGGUGAGGUGGCAUUCCAAGGCAUCAGGCAAAAGCUGGUGAGAGACUUGAGGGCAAACAGAGAAAUGGAUGAGGGAUAACGAUACUGACACCCGUUCCGAACGACGUCACCUGUCUCUAGGUCGAGAAAGCCAGACUGUUUCAUCGCCUUUUCCUUCCACGGGUUCAGAAACCGACAGACUGCUGAAAGUGAAAGGUGCCCUGGCUGUGUCACUCAGACGGCCUGGGAGCCCCGGACUUCCUCAGAGAAUCGGCAGGGUGCAGGCGCUCUGCGUAAGCAGUGACGGCCCCUCUGGGGUCCCCACCGUCAGCCAUGUGCCUCCCCCGACCAUAGUGAAAGAGGAGAUGGUAGUUCUCAGUUGGUGUCUGACUCUGAGACCCCGUGAACGGUAGCCUGCCAGGCUUCCCUGUCCAUGGAAUUCUCCAGGCAAGAAUACUGGAGUGGGUGGCUGCUCUCUUCGUCAGGGGACCUUCCUGACCCAGGGAUCGAAUCUGGGCCUCCUGCGUUGCAGGCAGGUUCUUCACCGUCUAAGCCUCCAGGGAAGCCCACAGGGUGACAGGGAAGUGAGCAGUGAGAGGCUGUGGCCUCGGAGGCCCCUCUGCAGACAGCAUCAGGCUCUCAGGAAGUCUUAAGGCUUCCGGGGGUACUUUCGCAGCUCCAGCAUAUUUAUUGGGUUGGUUUGUUUGUUUAAAUCAGUUCUACAGCGGAUGUAAGGGUUUUAUCUCUGUAGCUCACAGGUGGAAGGCAUUCAUUCUAUUAGCUAACCAAAUAUCAUUGAGAGGAAUUUAAACUACUGUUACUACCAAAGAUUUUUAUUAAUAAAGGCUUCUAUUUUGGUAACACUUCUCUAUAUUUUUACUUACAGGAAUGUUACUGUUGGAAAUUAUUUUUAAAAACUUGUAAAAACAAACCUCAUAGCUGAUAGGAAUGGUCUCAACUUACAGCCCCAUUAUACUAACUGAUGAUCUGAAAUUUCUCAAGCACGAAGAGAAACGUAAGAGAAAUGUUCCAGCAAAGGGAGGGGCGAAGACACGAACGUGUUUGUCUUGAACAUGUGGUUGGUGAGCGCGGACAUUCCCGUAAGCUGUCGAUUAGGAGGGACGUCCGCAGGUGUCAUAGCUUUUUGUUAUUUGCUAAAAUCAUGCCAUCUGAUGCUUCUGCUUUCUCUUGUACAGUAAGUAGCUUGAAAUGGGGUUUUUGUAUAUAAACAUUGUAUUAAAAAUGAGGUGAUUACCAAAUAUCCUUUUAUGGAAACCAUUUCUUUUUUAAAAAGUGAAUGUACACAGUUUCACAGAGACUGAACAUGCAUCUGAAUAAAUUUGUAUACGUGACAUCUUC
Capra hircus (goat) is the source of this 5030-nucleotide messenger RNA. RefSeq names its product anoctamin 1 (gene ANO1). Gene Ontology annotation, cellular component: plasma membrane. The record is from RefSeq and is a predicted model, not a curated record. Gene Ontology annotation, biological process: chloride transmembrane transport. NCBI's taxonomy places the organism in Eukaryota, Metazoa, Chordata, Mammalia, Artiodactyla, Bovidae. The coding region runs from base 255 to 3335 and encodes 1026 amino acids. Gene Ontology annotation, molecular function: chloride channel activity; protein dimerization activity. The transcript has 27 exons.